UUUUAUGUUGAACUGUAAUGUUCAAAGGAGAUCUCUCAAAAGUGGAAGCAUGUUAUAUGAUUUUUAGGUCUCAUCCGAUAUCUUCUCCACCAAAAUUAACAUUGUACACAAAGAGUCCAUGUCUGCUUUGCGACAUUUUAAAGAACGAACUGCGUUUACGUUUCGCCGGUCGUUACCAAUUGGAAGAAGUUGACAUAGCUGCACAAGAAAACGAACAGUAUUUCCAGUUGUAUAAAUAUGAUAUACCAGUCCUCUUUUUAGAAGGUCAGUAUCUGUGCAAACAUCGAUUAGACGCCGACUUAUUAGAAAGGAGACUUGAUGAAUUGGUUUCAAGGAAAGAUAAAUGUACACAUUAA
Messenger RNA from Mycetomoellerius zeteki, 356 nucleotides. RefSeq names its product glutaredoxin-like protein C5orf63 homolog. Lineage: Eukaryota; Metazoa; Arthropoda; Insecta; Hymenoptera; Formicidae. Bases 18 to 356 code for a protein of 112 amino acids. The transcript has a single exon. The record is from RefSeq and is a predicted model, not a curated record.